This is a messenger RNA of Adelges cooleyi (spruce gall adelgid), 4873 nucleotides long. RefSeq lists its product as uncharacterized. The record is from RefSeq and is a predicted model, not a curated record. Lineage: Eukaryota; Metazoa; Arthropoda; Insecta; Hemiptera; Adelgidae. Gene Ontology annotation, biological process: positive regulation of voltage-gated calcium channel activity; skeletal muscle contraction; positive regulation of protein localization to plasma membrane. The transcript is spliced from 22 exons. Bases 542 to 3430 code for a protein of 962 amino acids. Gene Ontology annotation, cellular component: extrinsic component of cytoplasmic side of plasma membrane. Gene Ontology annotation, molecular function: protein binding.
CGUCGCGUCAGUCGUGUACGGUGGACGCGCGCGUUUGCCGGCGGUGGUGUGGAGACCGUGUGGACCCGUUCCCUCCAUAAAGGCGGCGUGCGUGUGUGCCUGUGUGCCUGUACGCGGUGUGUGUGCCAUAGUCCUACUACGGCGGCGGCUUUGGUUUUUGCGUGCAGUGUGUGUUAUCGCGUGCCCGUCGUCGUCGUCGUUACCGCCGUCGUCAGUUGACGCGUCCGUUACUGCCGCGCCAGAUGGAUCCGUUCCGGACGACGUGCCACCGCGAAAGACAACAAAAAAAAUAAUAAUAAAAAUAUAUACAUAUAAUAUUAUAAAACAUAUUAAUUAAUUAAUUAAUUAAUCGUCACAAUUAUUCCCGUCAUAUAUACAUAUGUAUGUAACACACGUCGUAUGACCAACGCAAUACAACGCAGAGACGCAUUCGGUUGUCGUUAAAAUUUAAUAAAUUUAUCGUUUGGCGGUUAUCUCACAGGAUAAACCGCUUUAAACCAGUGCAGGGCUGCGAGUCCAUCGCCAUGUUGCGCUCCGAAGCAUGUAUGUCAUCUUCCCGGCGGACGAAGUCUUACAGCUGUCAUUCGGUCGACCCGCAACACGACAGCGUCAACAGCAGCGGUCCGGUCAACGUUGCUACUGCAGCCAAAACCGUACUGUCCGAAUUGUGGACGGUGGUGACGGACUCCUAAACGACAAACCAGCUAACCCCAUGGCCUCAGCGAUGGGCGACGACUUGUCGCUCAGGGACCUCACGCAUCCGGCACUGAACGACUGUUUGAAGACGCACAACGCUGCCACGUUCAAGCUUGUCAAAACAGUGUCCGACUUUUCGCAAGAACUGUCCCAGAUGUACGAGCAACACGCGGCCGAGCUGCAGCUAUUGGUCACGAACUUUCGCAAGAAAAACAUGGAUCUCAAGAAAGACAGACCUCCGUUUCCGAGCCAGUUGUUUUACACGUGGGAGACGUUCCUGCAAGAAGUGGAAACGGAUUCGAAAUCGAUCAGUGACGUGGCCAACGUGCUCAGCCGACAGGUUUCCAGACCGCUUUUGGAUAGAUCUUUUCACCGAAAGGUUCAAUCGCGCAAAGUGUUCAGCCAGAGAGAUUCGCUGGAGACAAUCUUACAGAAAGCCGAAGACAAACUAGCAAAGUGCAGGGACGACUACAAACGGGCGUUUUUAGCCCAGCUGUCUUCUCCCAACAGUUCAGCAUCUUUAUCUUCGUACCUUGACUCUCACAACGCCUACGUGACACAGCUGCACGCCACCAACGGUAUGGUCGACCAAUACAACCAGUACGUGUUACCGCAACUCCUACAAGAACUAGAAGACGUAUAUUCGGAUCUGUGCCUGUCCUUGUCGGACUCUGUACUCCAAGGAUCCGACAUUAUAAGCAACAAGUCAAACGACCAGUCGAAAAGGUACAACGCUUUGGGGUCGCAAUGCCGACAGCUACAGCCCGAAGCAGACAUGGUGGCAUUCGCCAGGUCUAUGAAUCCUUUGCCGACCACACCCCAUCCGUCGCAAAGGACUCGCAGCUAUUGUCCACCCCAGGCACCGGCCGACACCGAGGGCAUGAUUAUAGACCCGGUAGUGACGGCAACGAUCACGCAGUUGGCUCUGAAAAACGAACUGGUCGUCGACAGACUGGCCAAUUUGGACGUCAGAGCUGGAUACGACACCAUAAGAGCCGAGCUGAUGGAUCUCGAGUCGCAGAUGAAACAAAUACAAGAUUCGGUUGAAACUCUCAAACGUCUACAGCAAAGGAGCCUAGAGCAAUCCAUGUUCAGCAAAGCCAACGAGAUUCAAGAGGACAUAAGUAUCAAGAAAUUCGAAUUCAGGACAGCGCAAAUGCACUUGGCAGCCAUCAAGUCCCAGAAAGACUUGUUCGCGUCCAAGUUAGAGGCGUCCGAGUCGAACGCUCGGGACCGGAAACUGUCGUCUUCGUCCAGCGGAAGUAUGAAGUCCAAGUGGUUGAAGGCCAUCAAGAGCCUUAAGACAACCAGCGGACCGCCCAACAACAACCCGACGCAAAAAGAUGAAAAGAAACAUCAAAUGUACCAUGCGGUAUCGACCAUAAUCGCAAUGAGGAAAACGGGCCGCGAUGGAAACCCACAGUUCUCGGCUAACACCGAGACGGCUCAUCAGUUCCAAGAGUACACUUACAAGAAAAUUACACCGUGCGAUUUUUGCUCUCAAGUACUAAGAGGGCACACCAGACAAGGUCUCAAAUGUCGGGUGUGCAAGAUGAACGUGCACUUGGACUGUCAGGAAAAAGUCACCACCCGUUGUCAGGUCAAGUCGCGGUUGUUGCGCCGGCAAAAGUCCACGUCGGAAAUCGAAACCAAAAUGGCCGCCAUGAACGUGUCAUCUUCGGCUUCGGCAGCAACAAUGGACGACGAAGUAAUAUCCGGUGCGGACGGCGGUGGUGGUGGUGUUGCCGGCGGCGGCGGUGGUCAGCAGCCUCAGACCGAACAGGUGGACCAGGUGUACCAGGUGUUGAAGCAGGCCGGCGAAAUCCGGACAUCGCCGAGGGCCAGCGGCGGCGGCGGCGGCCGGCAGCAACCCAUUGUCGGGCCGCCGGCCGAACCCAGAUCCCAACACCACCAACAGCACGCGCCCAACAGUUUAGGUAGACCGAGCAUCGCGGCCACGUUGAACGUCACGUCACCGCCAAUCGCGUCCAGCUCAGGCCAGACCACCGGCUAUUCUUCUCCCGGACAGGACAAGUAUUUCUGGACUCGAUCAGUCCCUACCGCUCCGCACAGUCCGCGGCGGCCGAAACUCAACUCGCGCAUGAAGAGCUUCUCCCUGGACUCGUCGGACACGGCAGAGCAAGCGCAACGGCGACGUAUGGGCGGCCAACAGAUGGAAUGCCAUUCCAACCCGUCGUCCUCGUCCAGAUUGCAAUCGCCGUCCAGUCCGGUCCAUAACCGGCGUUUGCUGACCACCAGGAACAUAAGGAUGAGCUCUGUCGAAUUGCCCGACGACAACGACAAGUCAUUGUCGUCGGCCAGCACUUCUCCUUGCCCGUCGCCGGUGAGAUAUCCACAAAAACCACACAGGCUGUUACCGAACAAUUUAUACGUGGUGCUGUACAACUUCAAAGCUCGCCGAGAAGACGAACUCGACUUGAAAGCUGGGUACAAAGUGACCGUUAUAGACACUUCGGACCCGGCCUGGUGGAAAGGCAAGUGUUUCGGCCGCGUCGGUUAUUUCCCAUACAACUACGUGACCAAAGUACAACCCGGCGAGAGACCUUUGCAGGUCACGCAUAAUUUACAAGUGUCCGACGGCGACAAUGGACUAACAUUAUUAAGGGAUCAGAUCGUGAUCCAAAUUGGCGAAGAACUAGACGGUAUGGUGGUGAUCAGAAAUGCGGAGAACAAACAGGGCAUAUGCCCCGUCAAGUUCCUGCAAGAGGUGUGACAAUCGGGUGAGCGAUACAUGACGCAUCGCUUCUCUAUGUCUCGACGACCUUUCUUAAGCCCUUCUUUGCCUUCGGACUAUGAGAUGAGAUACGAUGACGACCGGCCUUGCAACCGUCGGCAGUCCAACUCGCAGACACGACCGCUGUUGGUGAUCGGUCAACGUUGAUAUUAUAAUAAUAAUUAUUAUAAUAUUAAUACAAUCCGCGACGCCGAAUUAUAAAAAAAAUAAUACUACAUUAAACAUCAUCAGCUUCUCGCACGCUCACCACCUUCGACUCUGUGAUCCCCUCCCCCCCCCACCACCUCCCCUCCCUUCAUAUGUAAGUCUCCUAAGACGUGACCAUAUUGUUACCACCGUUAACCGCUCUUACUUGACCCGUCCCUAAGAAGAAAAAAAUGCUGUCUAUUGACUUGUAUUGAUAAAUAUUGGAUAUUUUACUUUUGCGCUCUAAGCUAUUAGGUCUAGGUCGAGACAACUCAGCACUGACGUCUGACAUAACACCGUGUAAGAUUGUGUACUUAAGUGCUGAGCUCAUGUUUAACCCCGUCGGAUCGAUACUAGAAUAUAUUAUUGCCGUACCCAAUACCCAUAUACUAUGAUAUACAUUGCAAUACCCGUAAUAAUAUACUGUUAAAUAAUCGCUCUUUGAUGUUUUUUUUUAUUUAUAUACUCAAACGGUUUCGUAUAAUACAUAUAAAUAAAUAAACGCAUUAACAGUGCCUACGACCAAUUUCUUCUCGCGCUUAAAUUAAUUGUUAUAAUGUUUCAACCAACAAAACGUGUACUAUUCGUUAGCACUAAUAUUUUAUAUGAUCUCUUUAAAAAAAUCUAAUACUUAACGCGUGUAAAAAAUAUUAUUUAUUACCUUACACGAUUAUAAUUAAUUAUUAUUGUUUAUAUUUGUUUUAUAAAUAUUUUACGGUUUUUUUUUAUUGUUAGUCGAAGGCGCACUCGUGUACCUAUACAUAAAUGCAAAAUCGUUGAACAUAAUCAUUUUAUAAGGAUUUAGAUAAUUAUAACGGUUUAUUACACGUUAACGAUAAAUAUAUAUAUUAUACAUCCGUUGUAAAAUUUAGAUUUUUAGCCACUAAAUAAAAAACGACCCGUUAGUAUAUAUAUAUAUAUAUAUUAUAAAAUGAAAUAUAUAUAUAGUAAUGCUGUGUUGUUAUGAAAUAUACAGAGUUAUAUAUUAUAUAUAUUAUAUUAUUGUAAAUCAUAUUGAUGUUAUUCCGUUGUUGGGGAAAAUAUAUUUAUAAAAAAAAAAAAAUAAUAAUAUAACAUCUCUUACUCGUUCGCCGAUUCGACGGGCACGUGAACAGUUUGAGAAACGAAUAUAUUAUUAUUAUAAUAACAAUAUUGUAUUAUAUAAAAACGGGGGGAAAAUAUAUAUAUAUAUAAAAAUAGGGCAUCUUUUGACCCGACCAAAAAAAAAAAAAUAAA